Anguilla anguilla (European eel) is the source of this 5072-nucleotide messenger RNA. RefSeq names its product latent transforming growth factor beta binding protein 1 (gene ltbp1). Lineage: Eukaryota; Metazoa; Chordata; Actinopteri; Anguilliformes; Anguillidae. Gene Ontology annotation, molecular function: calcium ion binding. The transcript has 30 exons. The coding region runs from base 385 to 4704 and encodes 1439 amino acids. The record is from RefSeq and is a predicted model, not a curated record.
CCUCUUUGCGAAGCUAAAGUACCGCACAGUCGAAGCUAGAGCAGCUGUAACAUCUGCUGUUCACCCUCCCCGAACCCCGUUUUGUGAUAAAGCUGUGCGUUUUUUUAAUCAGUAAAGUUUUGUUUUCUUUGCUUUCGUAUUUUAUUGGACACGACUUAAGUGUUGCUGAUAGUUUGUUUGUUUUUUUGUUUGAAGUCGCCGAAUAAAUGAAUACGCUCAGGGACUCGGCGAUUGAACGUUUUCACUUGCGAUAAAUUAUCAUUUUUACAGAUUUUCUGUUAAGGACAGCGCACGAGAAGCAAACAUUUGGAUUUCGGCAAGGAAGUAGCUGCUGUUUUUGUACAGUUUGAGCCUUUGAAGUAUUUCCUAAAAGCGGGGUACUGGAUGGAUAUGGCUUGGAUCACAUGGAACCUUUUACUUUCCAUAGGUUUUUUCGUUUCACCAGCGUUCACGGCCAGGGAGCAAAGUGGAUUUAGGAGAUAUUACGUGUUGCAGCCGGGACCAAGCGGUACGGAUAGGGUGCACGUGAGUUCGAUUUCAUCCCGCAGUGGGUCCGUGGGACAGCCUCACUCGUAUAAUGUGGAACUCAGGACCAGCUACGGUGGCCAAGUUCGGAAUCGUAGGAUGGGGACGCAAGCGAACCCAAGCUUGCCGCUUCGCCAGGAUACUCAGAUCACACAGCAACAGAAGCAACCGAUUCGGCACACAAGUCAUCAAAUCAAAAUUUCGGGGGUGAACGUCUGCGGGGGGCAGUGCUGUCAGGGAUGGAGCAAAGCUCCGGGAUCCCAGAGGUGCACGAAACCUAACUGUCUGCCCCAGUGCCUGAACGGCGGCAUGUGCCUGAAGCCCCAGCACUGCGUCUGCAAGCCGGGCUCCAACGGCAAGGUGUGCGAGCACAAGACCACCAGCACGCCCUCGCUCAACCCCCCCGCCACGGGGAAGGGCCAGCCCAGCGGGAACCCCCAGCGGCCCAUCCCCCAGCAGGCGCCCCCCCCCGCCGGCGGCGUCCCGCAGAUGACCCUGACCGUCAAACAGCAGCCGCACCUCGUCCGGCCCCAGCUCGUACCCCAGCAUGUCCGUUCCCCUCUCUCCAUGACUGUUCACCGAAGCAGCAGCCAGCAGUUCGUCAUGAAGCCCAAGUACUACCACACCCACACCCAGGUGCACAGCUCCGGCACGCCCAUCAACAGGCCCAUCCCCCUCUCUGUGGGCCACGCCCCCUUCCAAGUGGGGAACCACACGGGGCGCAUCAAGGUGGUCUUCACCCCCACCAUCUGCAAGGUCACCUGCAACGGCAGGAAGUGCCAGAACAGCUGCGAGAAGGGCAACACCACCACCAUCAUCAGCGAGAACGGCCUCGCCACCGACACGCUCACGGCCCCCAACUUCAGACCUGCCCCGCUCCGUAACCGCACACGCCGGGGCCCCGGCGACGCCCGACACGCGUCUCAAAACCUCAUCAGGCUGCCCAGACCCGCGCCGCAGACGCCGGCCAAUCGCGAGGCGGCUCUCGCUCCCACGCGUGGCAGUGGCCCCCUGGAGCUCCGCGCGUUAAUGGAUGCGCUCCUGGGCUCCUCCUCCUCCUCCUCCUCCUCCUCCUGGAUGAUUGAUGAGCCACUUGCUCUGCCCUGCAAGCCGCAUGCGAAUUGUCGCGACGUUGACACUCUGUCUCUGGCCUUCUCUGCCCGUUCAGCUGCCUUCAAGGAGAUCUGCCCCGGCGGGAUGGGGUACACGGUGACCGGGACCUACCGUCCGAAACCGGUCAACCCACCGGACAGCAGGCCCCGAAUCACGCACGAGGCGCCCCAGGUUCCCCCUCUCCCGUUACCCACGGUCCAGAGACCCGUGGAAGCUCUGAGCGUCACUGAGAGACAGCUCCCGGACGUCCCAGUAGUCACGGCAGCGCCAGAGGAGGAACUCGUUACGCUCGGUGUUAGCAAUAAUUCGGUAGUAGAGCCCGGCCAGCCCCAGCUUUCCCCCGGCGUGUCGACCAUAAGGAUGGAGCCCGCCUACCCAGAGGUGGUGGAGAAGACGUCUCCUCCCGCCCCCGUCGAAAUCCUCCCUUCCAGCGCCAGCCAGGACAUCGCGCCCACCCAGCUGGCAGAGGUGGAUGAGUGUCUGGUGAGCCCGGUCAUAUGUGGCCCAGGUGUCUGCAUUAACUCAGCAGACGGCUACACCUGCAUUUGCGACUACGGUUACCAGCUGGAUGAGGAGGGGACCACCUGUGUAGAUGUGGACGAGUGUGCCCAGGGCCCGCCGCUGUGCGCCAACGGCCGCUGCAGGAACACGGACGGGAGCUUCCGGUGCGCGUGCCAGCCCGGCUUCGCCGCCGGCGAGGAAGGGACCAGCUGCGUCGAUGUGGACGAGUGCCUGACCCUGGGUGUUUGCGGUGACGAGGGCUUCUGUGUCAACAGCAUGGGCUCCUACACCUGCCGGCACUGCGAGGCCGGCUACAGGAUGACCCCGACGGGUCACUGUGCAGAUGUCAAUGAGUGCUUGGACCAGGCCAUCUGUCCCUCUGGGAUGUGCACCAACACCCAUGGAUCAUACGAAUGCGAGCCUUGCCCCGAGGGCUUCGAAGGCAAGGGCGGCCAGUGUGUCGACGUGGACGAGUGCCUCGACCCCGCGGCGUGCGCCAACGGCGAGUGCUCCAACUUCGAGGGGUACUUCGCCUGCGCGUGUCACCGCGGCUACCAGCUCGGCGCGGAUGGCCGAUCGUGCGCAGAUGUGGAUGAAUGCUGGGAUGAGAGAAUAUGCUCCAGGGGUCACUGUCAGAACACAGAGGGGUCCUUCAUCUGCAGCUGUGGGCCGGGCUUCAAGGUCUCACUGGCCGGGGACCAGUGUGAUGAUGUGGACGAGUGCCAGGAGCUGGUGGAGCCCUGCGGCAGCGUGGGGCAGUGUGUCAACAACAUGGGGUCCUACCACUGCAGCUGCCCCCAGGGCUACCAGCAGGUCAAUGGCACCAGCUGCCAAGAUGUUGACGAGUGUCUGGACGACCCCGAGCUGUGCGGCCCCCACGGGGAGUGUCUGAACACCGAGGGCUCCUUCCAGUGCGACUGCGGGCCGGGCUUCACCGCCAACCAGGACACGCGCACCUGCGAGGAUGUUGAUGAGUGCGCACUGCUGGGCCAGAGCAUAUGUGGGGCGUGGCGCUGCGAAAACACCCCGGGGUCCUACAAGUGCGUGGUCAACUGCCCCCCCGGCCACGCCCUGGGACCCAACGGCUUUUGUGCGGACGUGGACGAGUGCGCGCUCAACAGCACGGCGUGCGGCCCGCACGGCUUCUGCGAGAACGCCAUCGGCUCGUUCCGCUGCGCGUGCGACCGCGGCUUCCAGGAGUCCCCGGACGGGCUCGGCUGCGUGGACGUGAACGAGUGCGAGCUCCUGAGCGGCGUGUGUGGCGAGGCGCUCUGCGACAACGUGGAGGGGGCCUUCAUGUGCGUGUGCCCCAAGGAGAACCAGGAGUACAACCAGAUGACCGCCAAGUGCAGCCCCUCCCCGACAGUGUCCUCUGUGGAAAGGAAGGAGUGCUACUACAACCUGAACGACGAGAACCUGUGUGAGAACGUGCUGACCAGCAGCGUCACCAUGGAGGAGUGCUGCUGCACUCUGGGGGCCGGCUGGGGCGACAACUGUGAGGUGCACCCCUGCCCCGUGCAGGGCACAGAUCAGUUUGCCCAGAUGUGCCCGGCAGGGAAGGGCAGCGUCCCGACUGGAGACUCCAUCUUCGGGACGGCGGCCUCCAGCCACAAAGAUGCGGACGAGUGCCUUCUGUUCAGCCAGGAGAUCUGCAAAGACGGCUUCUGCUUGAACACGGCCGGCAGCUACGAGUGCUACUGCAAGCAGGGCCUGUACUACGACGAGGUCAAGCUGCAGUGCCUGGACAUUGACGAGUGUCUGGACGAGAGCACCUGCGGAGGCAGUGGGCAGUGCAUGAACUCGCACGGCUCCUACAUGUGCUUCUGCAACCCCCCGAUGAUGCUGAACCCGGACAGCAUGCGCUGCGAAUCUGCCCCCACGGUCUCGGAGCCUGCCGAGCAGACCGAUAUCUACCAGGACAUUUGCUGGCAGACGGUGACGCAGGAGUCCCUGACCUGCACCAGCCCGCUGACCGAGAGGAAGACCACCUACACGGAGUGCUGCUGCCUGUACGGAGAGGCCUGGGGCAUGGACUGCGCACUCUGCCCGAUGAAGGACUCGGAGAGCUACGCCACCAUGUGCAACAUGCCCCACGGCCAGGGCCGACGCCCCUACGGUCGCGACGCGCUGCCCCCCUCCGAGCACGACUACCCCGUCCACGAGGUGCCCCCGGAGUACGGCUCCCAAUCCCAGUCGCCCCGCUACCUCCCCGACUACGAGAACCAAGAGCAUGCGUACGACGCAUUUGAGGGCCUGCGGGCGGACGAGUGCGGCAUCCUGAACGGCUGUGAGAACGGGCGCUGUGUGCGCGUGCAGGAGGGCUACACCUGCGACUGUUUCCACGGCUACACCCUGGACAUGUCCCGCAUGGCCUGCGUGGAUGUGAACGAGUGUUCCGAGCUCAAAGAUGAUCGGAUGUCGCCGUGCCAGAACGGCAAGUGCAUCAACACACAGGGAUCCUACAAGUGCGUCUGCCUGCCGGGCUUCGAGGCGUCCGAUAGGCCCAACUACUGCGUCCCCGGCAACAAGGAGGAGGCGGCGGCGGCAGCUGCCGCGAGCGAGUGACCCAGGAUGCCCACUAGGGGGCGACAAACAUUAAACACAUUUAUUUAAUCCAAGCCCAUAUACUCUGCACUGUAUAAAACUAAAUGAGACAAAAAAAUAUAUAUAUAUUCUUACUUGAGAUGAAGAUGGAAAAAAAGAAAACAAAACUAAAUUUUAACCUACUACGUGGCGCCUGUACGGAGGAAGCGAAACAAAGCAUUGUAUAAAUAUGUGUUUGUUUGUUUGUUUUUAUAGUUAUUAUAAUUAUUAUUAUUGUUAUUAUUAUUAGAAGGAGUUUAGGCGUGUAAGGGGGACGCUUGUGCUCCUAUCGCAAUGACAAACCCUACGGACUCUUGCUGGGGGAUAAGGUUUUAAAAAAAAAAAAAAAA